Harpegnathos saltator (Jerdon's jumping ant) is the source of this 1835-nucleotide messenger RNA. It is a transcript of the gene qm, whose product is annotated as geranylgeranyl pyrophosphate synthase quemao. Gene Ontology annotation, biological process: isoprenoid biosynthetic process. The record is from RefSeq and is a predicted model, not a curated record. The transcript is spliced from 7 exons. Lineage: Eukaryota; Metazoa; Arthropoda; Insecta; Hymenoptera; Formicidae. Gene Ontology annotation, molecular function: prenyltransferase activity. Bases 549 to 1523 code for a protein of 324 amino acids.
AGCCCCAAAAUGGCGGCCGUGAAAGGACGUUGCUUCGUUGUGUCUCUACUUACGGACCUUGCUAUCGUCUAGAGAAUAAUCAAUAGAGAUUUUACAGUUACGUUUUUCCAAAUACGGUGAACAUUAAAGUUUAGCUUUUAAACCCAACAAUGUAACCUUAGCGGUCAUUGUAUCUGAAAAACGUUACAAAAAUUUUAUGAUGUAAAAAUACAUCACUCAAUAUUUGGUAUGAUAAGAAUCGAUGUCCAGAAGAGACGUAGUAAUUCUAUCUAUCUUUAUUCUCUAUGGUUUACGUAGCAAUAGGUCAGGUUGGGGAUUAGACUUUAAAAGUCUUCUGCAGAUAUAUAUUGAGGGAGGGAGUGUACUCGGAGCACACUCGUGUCUUGGCAUCGAAGUACUUCACGUUUGCCUUUUGCUCUUCGAUUUUCAACUGUCAGAAGUUUCUCUUCACGACCACUGUCGCGUUCCCGAGUAGUCAAGAUAUUUUUGUCGAUUUAACAUUCGAUUUGUGUUAUCAUCGUCUGCUGUAUUGCGGGAAGUCGAUUAAAAUGUCCAAUGACCAAACCGGCACAAACAACACAAUAUUUCUUUAUUCGCAUAGUGGCGAUAUGGAGGAAGACAGGAAACUAUUAGAACCAAUGUCCUAUAUGCUAAGAACCCCUGGAAAAGCAUACAGAACAACUUUGGCCAAAGCUGUUAAUUAUUGGUUAAGAAUACCAAAUGAUAAGCUCGAAGAUAUUAUUGAGAUUGUAAAUAUACUACAUACUUCAAGCAUUAUACUUGAUGAUAUUGAAGAUAAUGCUGUAUUAAGAAGAGGCAUUCCUGUUGCUCAUUCAGUUUAUGGAAUUGCUCACACAACAAAUGCUGCAAAUUAUGGAAUGAUCAUUGCUCUUGAAAGAACUCUAGCUCUACAACAUCCAGAUGCAGUAAAAGUAUUUACAGAACAAUUAUUGGAACUUCACAGGGGUCAGGGAUCAGAUAUUUAUUGGAGAGAUAAUCAUAUUUGCCCAACUGAGCUUGAGUACAAAAUUACAGUCGUAAGAAAAACUGGCGGCCUUUUCAAGCUGCUAGUAAGGUUAAUGCAGUUGUUCACAAAAUUCGAGGAAAACGUCGCGCCUUUGGCAGACAUGCUAGGAUAUCUCUUUCAAAUACGCGACGAUUACUGCAACUUGUAUGACAAACAGUACAGUGAUAUGAAAGGUUAUUGUGAAGACUUGACGGAAGGAAAAUUCAGCUUCCCGAUUGUUCACGCGGUCCAAUCCCAUCCCGAAGACAUGCAAAUACUCAAUCUGUUGAAGCAACGGCCGGAAGAAAUCGAGGUUAAGCGCAGAUUCGUGGACCUGCUGGAAAAUUUUGGUUCCUUCAAUUAUACAAGGAAGAAAAUCAAGGAGUUGGAUGCAGAAGUGAGGAAAGACAUCAAUAGAUUGGGCGGGAAUCCGCUGCUGAUAGAGCUUCUGGAUAAAUUAAUAGAAGUUGUCAAGAGUUGUGAUAAGGACUGUGAUGCUACUGCUGUACCUAAAUAAAUUCAACCGAGAAUUAGAGGCAGAGUCCAGGACAAAUUUUUUAAUUUAGAGUCAUUUUUAUAUUUUUCUAUUGCGUGAAAUAGCUUUAGAUCUGUCCGUAGUGCGUGAUGUAAUGUAAUAGAGUAUCGCACUUUUACCAUUGUACAAAAUAACAGUCGAUAUUAUUAAUGCCGACUUAAAUUUAUCGUUAAUGUUAACAGAAUUGGUGCUUCAAAGUAGACACUUGGUAUUUGAAUUUUAAAAAUGUGUGAAAGAUUAUUGUGUCCUCUCUCUGUCAACUUGUUUUUCCAUAUAAAUUAAGAAUGCAUGAUA